Molecule: messenger RNA, 1055 nt
Organism: Hevea brasiliensis (rubber tree)
Lineage: Eukaryota; Viridiplantae; Streptophyta; Magnoliopsida; Malpighiales; Euphorbiaceae
Product: OVARIAN TUMOR DOMAIN-containing deubiquitinating enzyme 4
Exons: 7
Coding region: 135-647 (170 amino acids)
Biological process (GO): protein deubiquitination; endoplasmic reticulum unfolded protein response
Cellular component (GO): nucleus; cytosol
Molecular function (GO): cysteine-type deubiquitinase activity
Source: RefSeq, a predicted model, not a curated record
CGCAAACAAAAAUGAACCAACGACCAAAGCUUCUUCUUCAAUCUUCUGACAAGUAUAUGCAAUUUUCUGAAGAGUCUCUUGGAAGGUGUACAAGGUCAACACUGAAUGGACAAUCUUCCUGAGCAAUUCUUAAAAUGAUUCGCUCUGAAAAUCAUGGAUAUCACAAAGAGCUUGAGUUUCCUACUUAUGAUGACCAAGUAAAAGGGGUACCUGGAGAUGGAAGGUGUUUGUUUCGGUCUGUGGUUCAUGGAGCUUGUCUCAGGUCAGGGAAACCAUCUCCAUGUGAGAGCCUUGAAAAAGAACUAGCAGACGAGCUACGAGCUAAGGUAGUAGAUGAAUUUAUUAAGAGGCGCAGGGACACUGAAUGGUUUCUUGAAGAUGAUUUUGACACCUAUGUUGGACAGAUGAGACAGCCCCAUGUUUGGGGAGGGGAGCCUGAGCUGCUUAUGUCCACACACGUUCUAAAGGUGCCAAUCACAGUAUAUAUGCGGGACAGAUAUUCUGGUAGCCUCAAAAUUAUAGCUGAAUAUGGUCAAGAGUAUGGCAAGGAAAAUCCCAUCUGUGUACUGUAUCAUGGGUAUGGACACUAUGAUGCAUUGCAGACUCAGAUUACUGGUUCGCAAUCCAAGCGGUGCAAGAAAAGAUGAACAAAUUGUUUCUUUGUUAACAACGCAGAACGUAAUCCAAUGUGCUGUAAAAUUUCUGGUUGUGUCUGAAGAUUUACCUUAUUCCUUCAUGGAUUUGAAUUAUUCAAUUCUACUCCAAAUGUAAAAAAGUUGAUGAACUGACUAGAUGGAUGUCAAUAAAUAAAUGUCCUUUACUCAGAAAAUUCGAAUGGAUAAGAUAAUUGUCCAUUUGAGAUUCUGUCAUGACCCUGUAACCUGUACGGCUGAAUUCUUGAACCUUAUGCUGGACCUAAGUCGAUUGGUGAUGGAUAUGUAACGCUUGAGCCGAGGACAGGGACUUAGUCUAGCUAAAAUAAGUCUUGCUAAAAUUUCCAUUGGCGUAUGGAUUCAUCUAUAAAAUUCUUGAAAAUGUUAUCUAUUUUCUUUUCA